AGUUUAACAAAAAAAAAAAAGAGAGUGAAGAUGUCUCCAUCUUGUUUAGUUUUUUUUUCUCAAACUCAAUAUUUGUUUUAUCUUUUUUUUCAUUGACAAUUCAUGCCCAUCGUUGCACUCAGGAUUUCUUAUUUGAAACCCAUAGUAGAAAUCUAACAUUAUGCAAAAGAUACAAACAUAGGAAUGGAGUUGAAUUUGGAUGGAAAGUCGAAAACACGACGGCUAAUAUUCUCAAGGUGUUGGUGGGAGCAAGAUUAGAUAGUAAAACCGGAUGGUUAGCUUGGGGUUUGAACUUUGGACCAGAACCAAGAAUGGUAGGGACUCAAGCACUUAUUGGCAUCAAACAAACAAAUGGUUCAUUUCUUGGUAACACAUACAAUGUGACACAAUAUAUUAAAAUAGGGUGCAAUCUUUUACCAACUCCAAUUAAUUUAAAUGUAACCAAUUUGAUAUUUGGUCGUCUUGGUCAUAUUCAAUAUCACACCAUAGAAGCCACUAUAUAUCUUCCUCAAACAGUUAAUAUUUCAAGAAUUAAUCAUGUUUGGCAAGUUGGAAAAGUUGCAAUUGGAAUGGAACCAAAAAUUCAUGAAAAAACAAUCAGAAAUUAUGAUAGCACAGAGAUCAUUGAUUUGCAGACUGGCACAUCUAUAAGCAUUAGAUCUGCUAGACGCCAUCAAGCAAGAGUUGCUCAUGGAAUAUUUAGCAUUAUAGGUUGGGGUACAAUACUACCUAUUGGGGUGAUAAUAGCUAGGUAUUUCAAAAAGGGACCAAUACAUUGGAAUGAACAUGAUCAAUGGAAACAUGCUCAUAAGACAUGCCAAGCAUGUGGAUAUAUUUUGGGUGCAACUGGUUGGGUAAUUGGCAUUUGGCUUGGAAAUUAUUCCAAAUAUUACUCUUUUCCCAAACAUGGAGCUUAUGGUAUUUGCAUCUUCACAUUUGCCACCCUACAAACAUUGGCACUAAGAUUAAAGCCCCACACCAAUGAUGAACUUCGCACAUAUUGGAGUAUGUAUCAUCUUUCUCUUGGCUAUGCAUUGUUGAUUGUGAUUUGUGUUAACAUAUUCAAAGGCAUCAAAAUAUUGCAAGAAGAAGAGACAUGGAAACCUACCUACAUUGCUAUUAUUUCUUCUAUUGUUUUCAUCUUCUUUGUCUUUGAAAUUACCAAUUGGAUCAAACACAAAGUUGAUCAAUUGAAAACUUCCAAACAAAUACGCUAGAAGUAUAGAAGUAUGAUAAGAUAUUAUAUCUUUUAUAUUUUUUCCAUAAAUGGUGAUGUUUGGAUCAGUUCGCUUGCGUUUCAAGUUGACGUCACAUUGUGUUUCGAUUA
Messenger RNA from Solanum lycopersicum (tomato), 1327 nucleotides. RefSeq names its product cytochrome b561 and DOMON domain-containing protein At5g47530. The record is from RefSeq and is a predicted model, not a curated record. NCBI's taxonomy places the organism in Eukaryota, Viridiplantae, Streptophyta, Magnoliopsida, Solanales, Solanaceae.